Cryptosporidium ubiquitum is the source of this 1017-nucleotide messenger RNA. RefSeq names its product DHHC family palmitoyl transferase. Gene Ontology annotation, molecular function: protein-cysteine S-palmitoyltransferase activity. Gene Ontology annotation, biological process: peptidyl-L-cysteine S-palmitoylation; protein targeting to membrane. Bases 1 to 1017 code for a protein of 338 amino acids. Gene Ontology annotation, cellular component: Golgi apparatus; endoplasmic reticulum. NCBI's taxonomy places the organism in Eukaryota, Apicomplexa, Conoidasida, Eucoccidiorida, Cryptosporidiidae. The transcript has a single exon. The record is from RefSeq and is a predicted model, not a curated record.
AUGAAUGAGAAUGCUUUAGAUAAAUCUAAAACACCAUGUUGUAUUUUGGAGGAAGAUCUCGAAAAUGAAAUCAUAAGAAAGAAUGGAUUUCAAAAGCCAUUUGUCGCCUUACAAAUCCUAAUUUGGAUUUUGUUUGGCACAAAUAUUUUGGUAUAUUUUGCAUUUAUUAUUCCCUCAUUACCAUUAUUGUUUGCUAUUGUUAUCGGGAUUAUUUGUGCAAUUCUUUGCUCAGUUGUUUUUGCGUUAGGAUGGAAAGUAACAGCUAUUGAUCCUGGUUAUUCUGAAGAAGACUCUAUAUUUAACUCAUCGAAUUUUAACUGCAGUGAAUGCAAGAUUUGUCAUUCAUUUUUUGAGGAAAAUAGUAAACAUUGCAAACUUUGUAAUAAAUGUAUACCACGCUAUGACCAUCAUUGUAAAUGGUUAAAUACCUGUAUUGGAGAAAAAAACUAUCGAUAUUUCUUUUUGCUGCUGUUUUUUGUAACUUUGUUGCUCAUUAUGAUUAUUACAGUAACCAUAUCUUCAAUAUUAAUGGAAACUGUAAAUAAUAACACCUACAUUUACUGGAAUUUAAGGCUUUAUUUCUGGUCGCCAAUAACGUUUUAUACAAUAGGGGUAUUAAUAUUGGCUAUUGAUAUUCCGUUGUUAAUUUUGAAUGCGCACCUUUUCGUAUUACACUGUUAUUUAGUUUUCAGAGGAGUUACGACUUACGAAUAUCUUACGAAGAUUGUUAUAGAUGAAGACGAGAAUAGUAAUAAUAAAUCACGAAUUUGUUGUUAUAACACAGAUAACUUUUGCCGACAAAUUGUAUCGUCCGUAGAUUGGAUAGUUGCAGACCGGAAAAAAAUAGCUGCAAAAAAGAAAAAGAUAAAAGAAGAAAAAGAAAAGAUGAACAAAAAAAAAUCCAAUGAUAAUGGUGAUGUCGCAAAUUCCAUGGAUUUGGAAUUAUCAAAUAUUAGGCAAUUAGAUUACGAAGAGCAAUCAAUUUCUCCAGCAAAAGGAUCUUUCCUGACAAACUAA